Molecule: messenger RNA, 2597 nt
Organism: Phlebotomus argentipes
Lineage: Eukaryota; Metazoa; Arthropoda; Insecta; Diptera; Psychodidae
Product: endoplasmic reticulum chaperone BiP
Exons: 3
Coding region: 218-2188 (656 amino acids)
Biological process (GO): cellular response to unfolded protein; endoplasmic reticulum unfolded protein response; protein refolding
Cellular component (GO): endoplasmic reticulum lumen; cytoplasm; nucleus
Molecular function (GO): ATP binding; ATP-dependent protein folding chaperone; misfolded protein binding
Source: RefSeq, a predicted model, not a curated record
AGUAGAGGAACGUUAGUUUUUCAGUGAACAUUGCGAAGAGUGGAAGGAAUUUGUUGCAAUUAUUUGCCAGUUUCGGUGUGAAUUCUGUGAAUUUCCUGUGCAAACGCUGUGCGUAGACACUCUUGGACAUCCCCUUGUGGAUUAAUUGUGGUGAAAUUGUUGAAAAUCCGCUGAUUAUUCGCUUGAAAAGCGAGGCUGUGCAGAAGACGAGCUGAAGAUGAGAAUACUGCGAUUGCUGGCCGUGGUGGCCUUCGUCGGCCUGGCGCUGGCGGAGGACAAGAAGGAGAAGGACAAGGACAUCGGAACCGUCGUGGGCAUUGACUUGGGCACAACGUAUUCAUGUGUUGGCGUUUACAAGAACGGUCGCGUGGAGAUCAUCGCCAAUGACCAGGGAAAUCGCAUCACGCCGUCUUAUGUGGCUUUCACGGCUGAAGGUGAGCGUCUGAUUGGCGACGCGGCCAAGAAUCAGCUGACGACGAAUCCUGAGAACACUGUGUUCGACGCCAAGCGUCUGAUUGGGCGUGAGUGGAGUGACACGACGGUGCAGCACGACGUGAAGUUCUUCCCCUUCAAGGUGAUCGAGAAGAACAGCAAGCCGCACAUUCAGGUGGCCACGGGAUCGGGCAGCAAAGUGUUCGCGCCGGAGGAGAUCAGCGCCAUGGUGUUGGGCAAGAUGAAGGAGACGGCUGAGGCGUAUCUGGGCAAGAAGGUCACGCACGCCGUGGUCACAGUGCCGGCAUACUUCAAUGACGCUCAGCGUCAGGCGACGAAGGACGCUGGCGUGAUUGCCGGGCUGAAUGUGAUGAGAAUCAUCAAUGAACCCACGGCGGCGGCAAUUGCUUAUGGGCUGGACAAGAAGGAUGGCGAGAAGAAUGUGCUGGUGUUCGAUUUGGGCGGCGGAACCUUCGAUGUCUCCCUGCUGACCAUCGACAAUGGUGUGUUUGAAGUAGUGGCGACGAAUGGUGACACGCAUUUGGGUGGCGAAGACUUUGAUCAGCGCGUCAUGGAUCACUUCAUCAAGCUGUACAAGAAGAAGAAGGGCAAGGACAUCCGCAAGGACAAUCGCGCCGUGCAGAAGCUGCGUCGUGAGGUGGAGAAGGCAAAGCGUGCACUGUCGGGAAGUCAUCAAGUGAGAAUUGAGAUUGAAUCGUUCUUCGAGGGUGAAGAUUUCUCUGAGACGCUGACGCGUGCGAAGUUUGAGGAGUUGAACAUGGAUUUGUUCAGAUCGACAAUGAAGCCGGUGCAGAAGGUGUUGGACGAUUCGGACAUGAGCAAGAAGGAUGUGGAUGAGAUUGUGCUGGUCGGAGGAUCGACGCGCAUCCCGAAGGUGCAGCAGCUGGUGAAGGAGUACUUUGGUGGCAAGGAACCGUCGCGUGGCAUCAAUCCCGAUGAGGCUGUGGCUUAUGGCGCUGCCGUGCAGGCUGGCGUGCUGUCUGGUGAGCAAGACACCGAUGCCAUUGUCCUGCUGGACGUGAAUCCACUCACGAUGGGCAUUGAGACUGUUGGUGGCGUGAUGACGAAGUUGAUUCCGCGCAACACAGUGAUUCCCACGAAGAAAUCGCAGAUCUUCUCCACGGCGUCCGAUAAUCAGCACACAGUGACGAUUCAGGUGUACGAAGGCGAGCGUCCCAUGACGAAGGACAAUCACUUGCUGGGCAAAUUCGAUCUCACGGGCAUUCCGCCGGCGCCGCGUGGCAUUCCGCAGAUUGAGGUGUCCUUUGAGAUUGACGCCAACGGCAUUCUGCAGGUCACGGCGGAGGACAAGGGCACGGGCAAUUCGGAGAAGAUUGUCAUCACGAAUGAUCAGAAUCGUCUGACGCCGGAGGACAUUGAGAGGAUGAUCAAGGAUGCGGAGAAGUUUGCCGAUGAGGAUAAGAAGCUGAAGGAGCGCGUUGAGGCGCGAAAUGAGCUGGAAAGCUACGCGUACAGUUUGAAGAAUCAACUGGGCGACAAGGAGAAGCUGGGCGCCAAGGUGUCGGAGGAGGAGAAGAGCACGAUGGAGGAGGCGAUUGAUGCCAAGAUCAAGUGGCUGGAGGACAAUCAGGAUGCGGAUUCGGAGGAGUUCCGCAAGCAGAAGAAGGAACUUGAGGAUGUCGUGCAGCCAAUCAUUGCGAAACUCUAUCAAGGACAGGGCGGCGUUCCGCCCACGGACGGCGGAGAUGAGGAUGAUCUCAAGGAUGAACUGUAGGCAUAAAGAGAGGGAGUUAUAAGGAUUUAACAACUAAUUUAGGGAGAGAAAAGCUGAGUGAAAACAUGAGGUAAUUUAUAAUGUCCAAAAGUAGGAGAAUUUCGCGGAUAUAAAAUUGAUCACAGCUAUUAUUUAUUGUAAAAAAACAGAAUAUCUCUUUGAAAUUUUUAAUUCACCGUCAAGUUCAGUGUUUUCACAGGAGUGUCCUGGAUGAAGGACAUUCAGGAGGAAACUCAGAUACAAUUUCCGUUGGUAUUUUCUUUCAAACACACCUGAAGAAGAAAAGAAAAAGAACAGAUAGAAAAGGAGGAAAUAUAAGUUAAUUGACUGAUUGUGUGCGUGUGAUUUAUUAAGAUUAUGUAGCGAAUGUAUGAAGAGAAUUUUAUAAAUAAAAUAGAGAAAACUUAAA